Messenger RNA from Symbiodinium sp. CCMP2592, 3624 nucleotides. Lineage: Eukaryota; Dinophyceae; Suessiales; Symbiodiniaceae. The record is from the annotation of a GenBank genome assembly.
CCUACGAUUGUUUAUCCCAUCUCUCCAGGUGGCACUGAAAUCCGACCGCCGCCAAUUGCGGCUGCUCCGAAGUCUCCUGAUGUAAAGGCCCCGCAACCUGUAGUGUCCCCACCUUACCCCUGGCCGGCAAGCAAUCUACCCAGAACGCUUCCAACAUUGACGGCUCCACCGGAAGUUCCAAACGAAAUGCGGGGAACUAGUGUGAGAGUUGAGGGCGAUUCCUUCACAAACGAUUGCAGUGGUGGGUUAGGCUCUGCCGGUGGGAGUUCCGAGGGACGCGAAGGUUUGGAGUGGUUUUAUAAUGGGUUGAAACGGGUUUUCGCCACAUAUGGUGGAGACCAUGACGGGAGAGCUGAGGAGGUGAAAACUUCAACGGCUGAGCUUCAGAAGCUGGUCAUUAAUGAUGGGGAUAAGGAGGUCUCGCCUCUUCUAGCUGGUGACUGGCUCACUUUGGCAGGAUUGCACCUGAUCCUUAAAGCCAUUCCCAACUCCUUGAAGGAGGAGCUGGUAAGCACCCAACGGAUGUCCUGCAUUGAUGCGGUCUCAUUGCCGGAUUCCACAUUGCUUCUGGCAGGAUUGGAUCUUCUUACCAGUAAAGCGCUGAGCAAGUUUCCGGCUGAGUUGGAGGUUUUGGACACCGGUAUCGCGAAGACCACUAAGGCAGCGAAGGUUGAGGAUACCAUUGAUGCGUGUCCAUACCGGGGUAAGGGUAGUGCUGGUACUGGGGACGGGGGGAGUAAAGGGAAGGGCGCCAAAGGCGGGAAGAAAGGCUCUGAGGAGCAGCCCAAGGGUGAUGCGGGGGCAGCGGCUGAUGCCGCUCAAACCGCGCUACAUUGUGUGUUCGUCCCAGACGGGAAGGUGAAGAACCGGAUUGAACAGUGGGAAAACGAUGCUGGUCAGCAGUCCACCAUGAAUGCUGAAGGAGUGGCUUUGAUUCACGAGGCCAUGCAGGGUAUGGGGAUUGCUGACUAUGCGGAGGGUUUGUGUAGGGCGAUUGAAGUUGACGACGGCGGUGAGGGAAUCAUCACUGCGUGGACGGAGGCUCUUCUGAGGACCAUGUACCCCGCUGUUCCCGACAACGUUUGUGAUGAGGUGUCACGUUUCCUUCCAGGUAUGCACGAUGCCCGAUCGCACAUGGGAUACCGGAUCCUUAGCUAUUCGCUCUCGGGUGAGUUCGUACUGGGCACUCGGUCUGAAACAGCUGCCGAAGCCAUCACCAACAUGGCAGAUGUUUGGAAGCGCUACCACGAUAAUGCUGAGUCUCUCAAGGCCCUCGCAAAGCGCAAGGUGCUGGAGAGCAUUGUUGAGCCUUGGGGCGAUUCCGCAGCUUUCGGUAGCGGUCCGCCGAACAACAAUGAGUCGGUUGCGGCCGCCCCGGUAAGGAGCACAUUAGCGGGGCAGCAAGUUAAUGGGUUCGCGGGAGCGUUGGAUGCCGAGACUGGAGGUUUCGAUGACGCUCUUGAGGUGCCCUGUGAAGCUAGUUUGGCCGCCCCGGUAAGGAACACAUUAGCGGGGCAGCGGUUUAAUGGGUCCGGGGGAGUGUUGGAUGUCGGGACUGGAGGUUUCGAUACUCGUGAUGACGGCAUUCUCGAGGCACCCGGUGUUGAUCUGAUGAGGUUUUGCGGCGAUGACUGUGAAGCCAUUGGUGUUGGAGAGUUUGGGGGAUUUGAUUGGGGUGUUGACUCUGUUGUUUUGGAAGCUUCAGAGUUUGGUUUUCCUGACGGUUGCCCCCAAAGUGGUGAUGAUGAGAGUCUUGGCUCAUCGGGGAGUGCGGGCUUUGAGGAUUGCGAAAGUCGUGCUCUUAGCUUAAAGGCGUUGAUUGCACGAGAGAGUAAGUCCUUAAGCCGCGAGCCCGAAGGGUCUGAUGAUCGGGAUGUUGCUGAAUCAACUUUGGUUCAUGCGGUUAAAAGGUUGUUGCAAGCUCAAGAUAAGGCAGCAGCACAAGUCCCAUCUGAGAUUGAGUACUCCCUCUUACCGGACUGUGAGGUGCUAAGUACGCAUACCGUGCCAUUACCAGAAGUGUACAAGUAUUUCAGUCGGUGGAGAGGGUCAGCUGAAGCGGAGCUGUAUUCACUCAUUGAUGACAAGAAGGCCUUUAAACGCAUCACGCUUGCUGACAUUCGGCGCUUGGAAGCAGAAGGUGCUCGCGUAACCAUUGUUCCAGGUAAGGCCAUCUUUACACGAAAAAGCGGCGGACGGUACAAAACAAGGAUUGUUAUUUGUGGGAACUUUGUUCCAGAGGGUUGGGGCGAAGAUGGCAGCGGUCAGCAGAAAGCGUCAUUGUAUGCGGCAGGAUGUGAGGUUGCACACGUUCGGCAAAUCGCGGCACGAGGUGCUAAGGCCAAGUGGGCCGGCUACAUCCUUGACAUUAAAACCGCCUUUUUGAAUAGUCUGCUGUUAGACCCAUUCAAACCUCGGACGGCGCCCGCGCCAACACUCACUGACAAUCCUACGGAGCUCAUUGCUGUUCGUCCGCCCAAAGUCUUGAUCGCACACGGCCUCGCCGAUAAAGACGAGUUCUAUCUGUGUCUCCGUGCCGUUUACGGCCUGCCUCAAUCACCUAGGGACUGGGGUAUCACACGGGACCAAACCAUUACUGACAUGAGGAUUUCGGUUUCAAUUUCGGAUUUCACGGAGGUUGAGCUGUCCACACUUGAUCCGAUGCUUCGGGAGGCGAUUGGUAAGGAAAUGGUACUAGUGCCAUCGGCUGCUGAUUCCCAGGUGUGGUCACUUAGGUUGCCGAAUGUCAGUAAGGACGGUGAGCCUGGACAGGCGUUGGCGUGGAUUGCAGUCUACGUCGACGACCUGUUUAUUAUGGGUCAGAGGGUGUUCGCUUUGGCUCUUGUCAACAAGUUUCGAGCCACUUGGGAAACAGGUUCGGUAAAGGAAAUUCCGGAUUUAUCUCAGGGCACGGCGGCUUUCUUUGGGAUUGAGUUCGCGUGGAAGGGUGAUCAACUUCUGUUGGGCCAACAAGGUUACAUUCGUGAUCUCCAGACUAGGUACCCACACAUCAAGAUGCAGUGUGUGCCGUUGCCGCCUGGUAACAUCGACAUUCCUGAGGUGAGCCCUGAGGAACGAGACCCAAGUGCACUCAGGUCGUGUCAGGGUAUGCUAGGUGAAGUACUCUGGGUAGCUAUGAGGACAAGGCCUGAUUUGAUGUUUGGUGUAAGCAAGUUGGCAUCUAGCAUGUCCCGAAAUCCCACUGGCACGCUGCCUUACAUUGAACACCUUUUAGGGUACGUUUUCAACACCGUAGAUACGGUGCUGGCCUACAGCGCGGAUGAUCGUACCCAGGAGCUGUCAUGUGGCAUAGCAUCAGAGGCCUUGCAUCACAUCACCGUGCACACUGAUGCAUGUUUUGCCCCAGCGGCGGGGCGUUCCCACGAGUGUGUCAUAGCAUAUCAGGAUGGGUGUUUGGUCACGUGGCUGUCGAGCAAGCAGCCCUUCACCGCCCAAUCUACAGCUGAGGAGUUUCAGGCUGACAAUGUUGGCAUAGGUUACGUUCCAGGGGUCAGCAAUGGAGCUGACCUGGGGACAAAGAGUGAGGAAGCGGAUGUGCUGUCCGAAGCACAGCCUGAUGACGAAGAUAACGGAAGUCGUAGAUCCUCCGCCUCGCCCUCCUAG